AUGAAAGCAAUUUUGGGUUCCCACGUUUCCUACAACAUCACCCUAUCUUCGAGUCAACCCGUAUUUUAUGGUGUCCCUCAAGGAUUAAUACUGGAUCCGCUGCUUUUUUUACUCUAUUUUAACGAGACUGAAAAGCAACUCGAGAACUGCGAAAUUAUGAUGUAUGCCACGGUCAUUAACUUUCAUCACAACAAUAUAUUUUCAAUCGAACAUGCACUCACCAAAGACUUAAAGAAUUUAUCUGACUGGUUAGAAGAAAAUGAACUCAUCUUGAACCUUAAACAAGAAAAAAACAGAGAUAAAAUUAACAAUACAGAAAGAUACCAGUAUCUAGGAGUCAACCUGGAUCCACCACUGACUAUGGUUGAUCAUUUCAACUCUGUAUACAGGAGAGUAUCUGGGAGACUUCGAAUGUUACGUAAAAUUAGAUCUCAUCUAUCAGCUACCGCAGCACUGCGUAUCUAUCAGGCUAUGAUCGUACCGAACGCAACAUAUUGUUCACUUACAAAUUACUUCCACCAGCCAUACAGAAUGCAUAUGCUCGAGUUACUAGAUAGCACAUAG
Molecule: messenger RNA, 564 nt
Organism: Hydractinia symbiolongicarpus
Lineage: Eukaryota; Metazoa; Cnidaria; Hydrozoa; Anthoathecata; Hydractiniidae
Exons: 3
Coding region: 1-564 (187 amino acids)
Source: RefSeq, a predicted model, not a curated record